AUGGACAUUGGCAUUGUAAUGAAGCGGAAGAAGAGAUAUUCUCAUGGCCGACCAAGGAUUAGAUGGGGCGCUUUAACCAAGGAUAAAGCCCAGGAAUUGGAUGGGCGGUUAUCGACUAUGGGAGGGUGGAGGAGUAGUGGAGACGCGAGCACUAUGUGGUCAACUACGGCGAACUAUGUGAGGCAGGCGGCCAGAGAGGAGGCAAAGCAAGCGGUCACAGAGGCCAAGAAUGCAGCGUUUAUCCGUCUAUACGAGGAAUUAGGGGAGAAAGGAGGGGAAAGGAAGUUGUUUCGGCUGGCUAAAGUAAGGGAGAGGAAGGCCCGAGAUCUGGACCAGGUACGGUGCGUCAAAGAUGAGGAUGGAAGAGUUUUGAUGGGAGAUCCCCAGAUUAAGCAGAUAUGGCAGACGUACUUCUAUGGUCUUCUAAAUGAGGAUGGGGACCGAGAUAUCGCGCUAGGGGACUUGGGGCAUUCAGAGAGUCUCCGAGAUUUUAGGUAUUGCAGGCGCAUUAUGGUUGAUGAGGUCGUGGGGGCUUUGCGUAAGAUGAGUAGGGGUAGAGCGACCGAGCCAGAUGAGAUCCUGGUUGAGUUCUGGAAGUAUGUGGGUAAAGCAGGUUUGGAAUGGCUGACUAGGUUGUUCAACGUAAUUUUUAGGACGAAAAGGAUGCCGGAGGAAUGGAGGUCGAGUACAGUGGUCCCAUUGUACAAGAACAAAGGUCGAGUACAGUGUUGUAACAGUUAUAGAGGUAUCAAGUUACUUAGCCAUACCAUGAAAGUCUGGGAGAGGGUGGUGGAACUGAGGUACAGGGAUAAGAAGAAGGAUCUACAUAUGGUGUUUAUUGAUUUGGAGAAAGCGUAUGAUAAAGUUCCAAGAGAGGUGCUCUGGAGAUGCCUUGAGGUGAAAGGCGUACCGGUAGCCUACAUAAGAGCGAUCAAGGACAUGUAUGACGACGCUAAGACUAAGGUUAGGACUGUAGGAGGCGACUCGGAGCAUUUUCCAGUUGUUAUGGGAUUACACCAAGGCAUUGCGCUUAGCCAUUCCUAUUUGCCUUGGUGA
Molecule: messenger RNA, 1056 nt
Organism: Nicotiana tabacum (common tobacco)
Lineage: Eukaryota; Viridiplantae; Streptophyta; Magnoliopsida; Solanales; Solanaceae
Source: RefSeq, a predicted model, not a curated record